Staurois parvus is the source of this 457-nucleotide messenger RNA. The record is from the annotation of a GenBank genome assembly. Lineage: Eukaryota; Metazoa; Chordata; Amphibia; Anura; Ranidae.
CGGCCCCCCAGGCGAAGCGGCGGGCACCGAGUCACCAGGCACGACAGUGGGCUCCGAGGUCAACUGGCAUGACCGCUGGCACUGGGUCAAACAGUGGAUCGUCUGGCUGGACAGCGGGCAUCGGGUCACCAGGUCAUUUGGCUCGACAGCGGGGCACCGCGUCAUCUGGCAAGGCACGGGCACCGCGUCAUCUGGCAAGGCAGUGGGGCUCCGAGUCAAACAGGCACGACAGUGGGCACCGGGUCACCAGGCAUUGGAUCGCCUGGCUCGACAGCGGGCAUCGGGUCACCAGGCAUCAGGUCAUUUGGCUCGCCAGCGGGCACCGCGUCAUCUGGCAAGGCAGUGGGCACCGAGUCACACAGGUACGACAGCGGGCUCUGAGUCAAUUGGCACGAUAGCGGGCACCGGAUCAGGUACCGGAUCAUCUGGAUCAACAGCGGGCAUCGAGUCAACUGGC